ACACUAGCGACAUCUCUCGGUAUCGGUAAGUUAUCGAGGCACAUCGGUUGCGUUACCGACCACUAUCGAAUCUGCCAUUCUGUACUCGUGCUUUACCGAGGAUCGAUACUGCAACCGAGAGAUCCGUGACGUCAGCUCGUCGGUAGCGACUGCGUGCCUCCCCGCGUGAGGCUACGACGGCUGGGCCAAUCAGCAAACGAGACAUGCGGGAGUGAUCAGGAAUGGUGAUGACGAAUGCGGUUGGGCAGGUUUGAACUUGUUGAGGCGUCUGCUCUGUUUGUGUUGGAGAGAAGUCGUUGUUCGUGAGAAGUGCCCGUAGAGAAGUGUGUUAGGUUUAUUGUCUUUAUUUUUCUUUGGUGUAUUUUGAAGUGAAAAAUGUCUGCUGAAUCAUCUAAAAAGACUCGCUGCAGCAGAAUCAAUGCUGCUCAAACCAAGGAAAUGGUGCGAUACAUGUGUGAGCACCCAAAGUUUGCCCGGGGAGCCCAAAUGGGCUAUGAUGGGACCCGGACAAGGGAGGAGAUGUGGGAGGAGCUUGCUGGGAUCCUAAAUAAGUUGGGCGGGAGGAAAGAGGUAGAGCAGUGGCAAGUGAGCUGGCGAGAUAUCAAGUCGAAGGCUACAGCAAAAGCUGCUGGGAACCGGAAGGAUCGGGCAGCAACAGGGAAUAAGGAGAUCACCACCAUACCUCUCACCGAGCUGGAGCAAAAGGUGGUGGCAAUCUAUGGAAAAGAGUAUUCAGAGGGCAGUGCGGUGCUCGACACCCUAGUGGAAGAAAAUGAGCUGCAGCAGAGACUAGUCAAUGGAGAGGUCAUACUUGUAGAGUUGGAUAGUGAACAAUUGGAAAAUAUGGAUGACCAAUCCACAAUUUGUACCUUGGACAAUCAGAUUGAGGGUGCUGACUGGGUUGAUCAGGAUCAGGAUCAGGAGGAGCCUAAGCCAACCACAAGUGGGACUUCAACAUUUUUGAGAAGACAACAGCAACAGACUGCAUCCCAAACCAAAACUCAAAGAAAGCCAAAGAACCCCAAAAAUCCAAGCAAGGAGCGGAUCGGGGUGCAACUAGAGGUUGCGAGGAAGAAUUUUCAAGAGCUGUGUGGUAACCAGACCGCAGCGAUGCAGCUUCUUGCAGAGGCAGCAAUGAAACAAGCUGAGGCUGCACAAAUGCAGGCGGAGGCAGCACAAAAGCAAGGGGACGCAGCACUUUUGCAGGCUGCCAAUGAGCAGCGGCGGAUUGAGCUGCAAGCUCAAAACGAUGAGAGAUUAAUGACUGCGUAUGGGAAAAUGACGGAUGUUAUGACUCUGUUAUUAGAUAAAUUAAAUCAACUCUAGUAGAAAAUAGAAUAAAU
This is a messenger RNA of Thrips palmi, 1343 nucleotides long. RefSeq lists its product as uncharacterized. The coding region runs from base 376 to 1326 and encodes 316 amino acids. The record is from RefSeq and is a predicted model, not a curated record. Gene Ontology annotation, cellular component: nucleus. The transcript has 7 exons. Lineage: Eukaryota; Metazoa; Arthropoda; Insecta; Thysanoptera; Thripidae.